Messenger RNA from Aphanomyces invadans, 219 nucleotides. RefSeq lists its product as hypothetical. The record is from RefSeq and is a predicted model, not a curated record. Bases 1 to 219 code for a protein of 72 amino acids. The transcript has a single exon. NCBI's taxonomy places the organism in Eukaryota, Oomycota, Saprolegniomycetes, Saprolegniales, Verrucalvaceae.
AUGAGCGAAGGCUUCCGUUCGUGGUCGGAGAAGGUCAUCUGCAGCCAAUUCUUCAAGGAAAAUUCUGGAUCAUUGUGGGCGUCCAAGUUCCCCAACAUCCUCAUCCACAAGAAAAACCCCCUUACCAUGGCCAUCUCGUGCUACACGCUCAAAACCACAUUCAAGCUUGGGGGCAAGGAUUUCCAACUUCCCAAGUACUUGCGAUACGGGCAAAAUUAG